UCUGCAGUCUGCCGUAGAGCAGAACAGUUCAUUGUGUCGGACCAGAAUGGCGGCGAUCUGGAGGAGAUCCCUGUAUCUCAAUUUCCUCAGAAAUUCCUCCCGGUACCUGUCCUGGAUAAAACCUGCUGUCCGGAAGUCCCCCAGAUGGACAAGUGUCCUGUCUUCUCUCGCCGUCGGCGGAAGUCUGUGCGCUGUACCUUUUAAACAGGUUGAAAACCUCUCUCAUGACUCCCUGGUGAGACGAGCAGCCUCUCUGGUGACAGACAGUUCAAGCACUUUUCUCUCUCAGGCAACUCUGGCUCUGACUGACGCCCUCACAGAGUAUGCAAAGGCAGUGCACACACUCAUCGCCCUGCAAAGGCAAUAUUUAGCUUCCCUGGGGAAACUGAGUCCAACAGAAGAAGAUACGAUCUGGCAGGUGAUCAUUAGCCAGCGUGCAGAGGUUGCCCACAAACAAGAGGAACAGAAGCGCUUCGAACUGAUCUGGGCCACCGCCGUCAGGCUGUGUGAGGCGGCGGCCGAGGCUGCGUACACAUCAGGAGCUGAGAUCGCGUCCAUCACGGUCAGGACGAACAUCCAGCUGGCCCAAUCCCAUGUAGAGGAGGCCCAGAAAGUCUCACUGGACGCAGAAAAGAAGCUGGCAGAGACUAAAGUCAUGGAAGUCGAGAGGAUGACGCAAUACGCCGCCAUCGUUGAGGGGAGCAACGACGAAGAGGAGACACCCGAGGCCUACCUGAGAGAGGACUGAGACGCACAAUCAGCACAUCAUUUUACCAAAUCUGUACAGAGUUCUGUCUUUUAUUUCUGUCACAUGACAGACUUUUUGAUGAAAGUUAAUUGUUUGUAACCAAAAUUAAAAGAAAGCAUGACAUUAUUGUUUUCUUUUCUUUUUAGAAUGGAUAAGAAUUGUUCAAUGCACUACAGAAGGAGAGUCUGACCAGUCAUUUCAGUUUAAUUUCAUGUGAAAAUAUCUGGGUACACUUGAAAUAAGACUAAACUAAUUUGCAAGUUUUGCCAAUCAAUAUUUCAAUAGUUCUCCACUUCCAAUAUUGCAGUGUAAUCCAAAGUGUUGUGUUAAACAUUUGGUUUUUUUGAUGCGAUUGAUUUGAUAACUGUCAGAUUGCAAACUGCAUUAAUGAACCCUGGUCUCUUUUAAGUUGAUGUACCAACAGGUUUCUGUGUCAAUAUAUAGUUUGGGUUAUUUUAAUAAACAUAAGAUGCAACUAAA
Poeciliopsis prolifica (blackstripe livebearer) is the source of this 1228-nucleotide messenger RNA. RefSeq names its product diablo IAP-binding mitochondrial protein-like. Lineage: Eukaryota; Metazoa; Chordata; Actinopteri; Cyprinodontiformes; Poeciliidae. Bases 47 to 748 code for a protein of 233 amino acids. The record is from RefSeq and is a predicted model, not a curated record. The transcript is spliced from 6 exons. Gene Ontology annotation, cellular component: mitochondrion. Gene Ontology annotation, biological process: intrinsic apoptotic signaling pathway in response to oxidative stress; neuron apoptotic process.